AUGGAGGCCGCUUCGGCGCGGUUCGCUGCCAGAGACCGCUGGGGGGAGAUGGGAGCUGCCCCAGCACCUUCGCAGCUUCACCGGUUCAUCCAGGCAGCGUGCAGUCCCGAGAAUUACGAGCCAAACCUCGCGCUGAACCUCGAGAUCGCCGACCUGAUCAAUGCCAAGAAGGGUUCGGCCCCGCGCGAGGCCGCCGUUGCCAUCGUCAACUAUGUCAACCACCGCAAUCCCAACGUCUCGCUGCUCGCACUCAACCUGCUCGACAUAUGCGUCAAGAAUUGCGGCUACCCGUUCCAGCUGCAGAUCUCCACCAAGGAGUUUCUCAACGAGCUGGUGCGCCGGUUCCCCGAACGACCCCCGAUCCGCCCGUCGCGCGUCCAGCUCAAGAUCCUCGAAGCCAUCGAAGAAUGGCGCAGCACUAUCUGCGAUACGAGCCGCUACAGGGAGGACCUGGGCUUCAUCCGCGACAUGCACCGCCUGCUGAGUUACAAAGGAUACACUUUUCCGGAGGUUAGGAGGGAGGAUGCCGCCGUGCUGAAUCCCAGUGAAGUACGUGGUAGCCUUUGA
Molecule: messenger RNA, 567 nt
Organism: Chaetomium globosum CBS 148.51
Lineage: Eukaryota; Fungi; Ascomycota; Sordariomycetes; Sordariales; Chaetomiaceae
Exons: 1
Coding region: 1-567 (188 amino acids)
Biological process (GO): Golgi to endosome transport; protein transport to vacuole involved in ubiquitin-dependent protein catabolic process via the multivesicular body sorting pathway; Golgi to vacuole transport
Cellular component (GO): trans-Golgi network
Molecular function (GO): ubiquitin binding; phosphatidylinositol binding
Source: RefSeq, a predicted model, not a curated record